GAAGUGACUUGCAGUGGGACCGAACUCAAAACUGCGUGGUUGGAAAGCAAAAUUCUUACCACGCCUACGCCUAUUUAUCGUAACAGCUACUACUACUACUACUCGUUCAUUUCCCAUACCGGCAAGCUCUGAGCCAUGUACAUCUCACCUACAACCACGACUACACCUCUGUAUCUCCGCUUGAUGUAUUUACGCAUCCACUAUCACCAACACCAAUAAAUGCACCAGUCGUGACACUAUCGCCAUCGCUACGUCGACCAGCGAGCACCUCACUCUCCAGUUUAAACCACUACAAGAGCAGCACUCAGGCUCUUACAUAAUUACUCACAGCCAUCGUUAAACUCUGGGAUUAAAUGCUCAAUUAGACAGACAACCAUGUUUAAUCGCCAGAAGAAGAUGAUCGGUGCGAGAGAAUCAGGGGCAGCUAACCAAGGACGAGAGACCAUUGUACUGAAAGCUGCCCAGUUAGCUCCAGACCUCAUGAUGAAGCGUUAUUGGAUGUCCAGUAAUUAUCCUUAUAAUCACCUGGCAGAGAAAUUGCCACUUUAUCAUCGAACCCGUUCACAGCGGCAUCUCUAUCAAAGCAACACAUUAUCAUCAGAACACAGCAGUCCGGAACCAUUGUCUGUUGAUGAAGAUGCCAGAUACCCACAGCACACGUGCAGAAACACAUCAUUCUCUCCCAAAACAUCGAACCUACAAAAAAACUACCCAACAUUUUCACCAGGGGACCGAGUUCUAUCCAUGGAGAACCCUAUCUCACCAGGGGUACCAGUGCUCUAUAGAACAGCUGAGGAAAAAUCCAUCAACCCAGAUAGGUUGAAUCUAGACAGGCGCCGAUUCACAGUGUGUCCGAUAUUGGAGGGAGAAGAACCCUUGAGGUUGUUAAACUAUCAACACAACCUAAUCAAGAAAAUCGAACACGUUAAUUACCUGAACAAAUUGAUUUUUCUGGAUUUUUACGACAACCAAAUCGAAGAGAUUGAUGGUCUGUGCUACCUGAAAUCACUGAGGGUAUUGAUGCUGGGUAAAAAUAGAAUAAAAAAGAUACAAAAUCUUGAUUCUUUGCCAAAACUUGAUGUUCUUGAUUUACAUAAUAAUCAGAUUUCUGAGAUUACGAAUCUGAACCAUUUGUCAGAACUACGUGUCUUGAAUUUGGCUGGGAAUUUAUUUAAACAUGUCGAGAACCUGAAUGGUAUGGAUUCCUUAAUGGAACUUAAUCUCAGGCGCAAUCGUAUACAGAGUGUUUUAGACAUCGAUUGUCUCCCUUCCCUUCAGCGCCUCUAUCUCAGCUUCAACGAAAUUUGCAGUUUCAGUGCUAUUAGCUGUCUGUCAGAGUCUAGUUCUUUGUCAGAAGUCUCCCUUGAUGGUAACCCCAUUGCCAUUGAACACAGUUAUCGGCAAAAUGUCCUUUACAACAUGCAACAACUCCGGCUGCUCGACAUGCGACGAGUCUCUGAAGACGAGAGACGAAUGGCAUUGGUUGCGGCACGAAAAGAGGAAGAACGGAAAAGGGAGAUGAGGAAGAUAGCCACAUUGAAGGAAAAGCGCCGAGUUGCCAUUAACAAUGCUAAGAAACAGUGGGAUGUCAUACAAGGAAGUUUGAUGUCCCAUGUUGGUAAAACUGGUAAAAUACCUGAGCUGUAUACUCAACAUGUUGGUUCUUACCCCAACACCAGACGACCAAAUGACACUGGAAUCCCUCAGAAUAAAGAUGCCGCCACAAUAUUCGAUGAUGUUUUUCAUAUAUCGGGAAAACUUGAAAAGUUGCUGAAAUAUCCUGCAGGUAGCCACAGUGCACAAUCAGAUGUACCAAGUACAGCAACAGAUGUAACAAGUACGUCAACAGAUGUACCUAGUACAUCAACAGAUGUACUUAGUACACCUAAUCUGAGUGAUGAACAACAGGAAAGUGAAAUACCAAAGAACUCUGGUUCCAAGACACACAAUGAACAGCUGAAGUCAACAAAACAAACAUUUAUUUUUAGAUCUCCCAGUAAUAUUGAAAAUGAUGAAUGUGAUUUAAACAACCUUGCUGAACUUGAUGACAAUUCUUUAGCCAUGUUUGGAAUCGGUUCUCUGGAAGCUCUUGAUAGGACGUGGGGCCUUCCAACUGCUGGAAAUGUUACUACCGUUCUCUUCAAUUUCAUUGACUUUGAUGAGAUUGUUAAACAUUUACCCAAACUCAAAUCUAGAUUUCCUGGUCUUGUGUGUUUAGUAUUGAAUGCCUGCAACAUUCACAGCCUCACACAACUGAAUGCUUUGGCAACAGUCCGAAGACUUGACCACAUCGUCAUUGAUGAAGUAAACCCAGUCACCAAGUUUUCUUUGUGGCGAUAUUAUUUAUUAUUCCGACUUGCUCAUUUUUCUCUCAAGACAAUCAACAACAAAGAGGUGACAGCAACUGAUAUUGUCCAUGCGGAACAUUUAUUUGGUACUUUCUCACACCUGAUGACCACGUAUCUAACUUCAGCUCAACUCAUCACUUUGGUCAGUGAAACAAAGAAAAAGCAAAUUUUAGCAACUUUAGAAGAGAGAAACAAAAAAGCAACUGAUACUAAAUUUUUUGAUAAAAGUCAAGAGGAAUUAGCUGGGCGUUCUAUAUUGGUUUACCCUGGCUCAUCUCGGCAUCAGAAGUCAAAGAUCUGCAAGAAACUGGCCAAAGAGUACGUGUCUGAAAUUGUAAGGAAUGUGUUACAUGCAGAGAAGAAACGAAGUGAAGUCUCUCGGAUUUGGCCGGAAUUAUUUGAAGAUUUCUUACUGAAUAUACUCUCAGACAUGAAUGAUACAAACACCUAUAUAAAGAAUUGGUUUGAUAAACUAGAAAAAUCAUAAAAUAUAUAUCAUCACUGAA
Molecule: messenger RNA, 2854 nt
Organism: Octopus sinensis (East Asian common octopus)
Lineage: Eukaryota; Metazoa; Mollusca; Cephalopoda; Octopoda; Octopodidae
Product: leucine-rich repeat-containing protein 49-like
Exons: 17
Coding region: 376-2835 (819 amino acids)
Molecular function (GO): protein binding
Source: RefSeq, a predicted model, not a curated record